Messenger RNA from Branchiostoma belcheri (Belcher's lancelet), 1871 nucleotides. RefSeq lists its product as uncharacterized. The record is from RefSeq and is a predicted model, not a curated record. The transcript is spliced from 8 exons. NCBI's taxonomy places the organism in Eukaryota, Metazoa, Chordata, Leptocardii, Amphioxiformes, Branchiostomatidae. Bases 263 to 1279 code for a protein of 338 amino acids.
UACAACGACUGAGUAGUACACUACUAAGAUAAUUUACUUCAUACACAUGCUGUCCUGUUGUAUUGAAUUUAAUCUCCAAAAUAUGUGAUAUGAUAAGACCAUAAUACUAGCCAAGUCUAGCGGAUGUGCCUGCAUUCUGAACCCGGCUGUGAUCAGGCAGGUUUCGCGCCAAACUUCGAGGUCAUUUCACGAAGCUGGAUUGAAAGAAGCGAGAAGAUCUUCCAAAACCGCUCCUCGGGUCUGUUUCAGGUGCUAUCCCACGAUGGACAUGGAUUUGAUCGGGGGACGUCUGUCUGCACAGAAGGCCAGGAAGAGAUACUUCCUCACCACAGCAGACAUGGCAGGCCUGGACUACACUCUUCCCUUCUGGGUUGGUUUUGGAUGUGGAAGUGCCAUGAAGUACUACAGGCUCGCUGACCUGCAGGAAAGGGCGGAGCAGAAGUAUGGAAAGGAAGGUUUUGCAGAGAAGCAGAAGGAAUUGGAGAAACGGGAGAAAAAGAGGAAGCUUGAGGAAGAAAAGAAGCGGAAGGACCAGCAGGCCCGUGAGAGUAAGAAACAGAAGCUGGUGUUGACUGUUCCCGACUGGGGCAGGCAGCCGCUGACAGACCUGGCUAGUGUGGGGGCGCUGGCCCAGAAGUGCAGCUUGGAACAACUGCAGCAGGUGGUUGUGUUUGCGGCUGAGAAGAAACUGCCAGUGAUGGAGGCUAUCAAUGCUGUGAAGGACGAGGCACUGCUGCCCAGAGAGAACUUCAGGGAACUCCAGCCCAAACUCGCAAAGGUCCUGGACUCAGACGCAGAUGCGGCCUUGAAGAGGAACGCACAGAAGCUUGCUAAAGCCGAGGCCAGCCGAGCUCAGCAGGCCAAACUGAACAGGAGAAUCACCGGCACCUGGGACCUGACUGUCACCAACAAACAGGCCAAAGUCAGUGGGAAUAAAGGUACACUGGACAUCAGUAGAGACGGCUGCGGUGUGGGUUACAUCGACUUUCCCUGUUACUAUGGAAACCUGGAGUGGUUCGACAAGGAAGCUGCGGAGGGCAAAUAUAUGGAGAUCUCCACAUCAUGGAAAGUGGACUGGAAAAGAAAAUACGGCAAGCUGCGAGUGACGGUGAAGAAGGAUGAGUCAGGCGAUGACUUGGUGGAGGGGACGUUUAACGCGGGUUGGCACCGGAACGGUUGGCCGGCGACGCUGCGCUUCACGGGUGUGAGGAGGGGGACAUACGCGGGCGAUGCUGAGGGGAACGAUGAUGAUGAUAGAGAGACAGAUGAUGAGCUCUAGACCGAUGACAUAGUUUUAACUCUCGGCUACAGGAACAUUUCUCACAGUUUUAGAUUGUUUUAUAACCCUCUACACAACUCUACACUUCACAGGCAUGAGGAGGAGACUGUACAUGGUUGAUACUGAGGGGAAUGAUGAUGAUGAUAGAGAGACAGAUGAUGAAGAGCUCUAGACCGAUGACAAAGUUUAAACUCUCGGCUACAGGAACACUUACUCUUCCCACAGUGAUGUGUGACUGUUUGCUUGUUCCAUUUCUUUCCCAUUCUGUUCUGGUUCUAGUUGUGUCUUAUGUUGUUUUUUUAACCUACCAAACUAAACUACUGUUUACCAUUACUACUAUUUUAUGACAUACAUGUAUGCAUGGAGAUGAAAUUUAACAACUUGAUGUUGUUUCAGCAGUUUGAGUCCUAUGAUAGACUUCUUGCUGACUUUGUUUUUGUACACAUUUUCUCCAUUGAAAUGUUGUGCAGUAUACAUUAUACCGACCAUGCCAGUACAAUGUAUAUAUCUUUCUUAUUGUUGUAUGUAGAUAGCUGUUUCUAGCUUCUCAAGUCAGUUUAGACAUAACAAAGAAAAAUACAUGAACACAAAG